AUGAACAACUGCCAAUCCAACGACCAAACAGAGACCGGCGCUUUAUCUGUCCUUUACCCACGUGCUAUCAAGCCAAAUCAAAACGGUUACGACUACAUCAAGAAUCCUUUCGCCAGAUACGCUUUUAUGAGCUUUCUCGCACGGCGGACCGGUCCGUAUCAUUGUGAAGAGAGCCUCGAAAGGUUCUGGUCGGGAAUUGAAUUUGUUGUACAAGAUCUGCAGCAAAAAUAUACUGAAAAAUUCCUUAACACUUGUUGGAUGACCUCAAAUAAGAUUGGGUUACUUCAUGCUCCAAAGUAUAUUGACUUGAGACGUCGUGGCUUGGGAGCAGAUGAUGCCUUUGGCCGAUAUAAGCUAUAG
Messenger RNA from Melampsora larici-populina 98AG31, 360 nucleotides. RefSeq lists its product as uncharacterized. The transcript is spliced from 2 exons. Bases 1 to 360 code for a protein of 119 amino acids. NCBI's taxonomy places the organism in Eukaryota, Fungi, Basidiomycota, Pucciniomycetes, Pucciniales, Melampsoraceae. The record is from RefSeq and is a predicted model, not a curated record.